Vigna angularis (adzuki bean) is the source of this 894-nucleotide messenger RNA. RefSeq lists its product as uncharacterized. Bases 1 to 894 code for a protein of 297 amino acids. NCBI's taxonomy places the organism in Eukaryota, Viridiplantae, Streptophyta, Magnoliopsida, Fabales, Fabaceae. The record is from RefSeq and is a predicted model, not a curated record. The transcript has a single exon.
AUGAGUUUGGACGACCCAGCAGAGAUGAUCGGAGUGUUGCAACAGAAGAUGGAGGAGAUGCAGCAGCGCCAUGAGGCCGAACUCGUGGCCGUCCAAUCUGAAUGCGCGGCACGUAUCGCUCGAGAGGUGGCAGAUCGGAUGGAAGGAAGAGAGCGAGGCAAGGGAAAAUCGGUCAUGGACGAGGCGGGGGAUAAGAACGGCCGGGAUAAGACCAUGCAGGCAGAAUCCGAAGAGGAUGGAAGCAAAGCGAAAUCCAUACACGCGGAAAACACUGCCAAGGAGAGGAGGAUGGUGGUCAAACCGGAACCUACGUCUACCCUCCUGCUACCGUUCGUCCAAGCCAUUAUGGAUGUACGGAUAUCCGAGCAAUUUGUCCCGCCUCAAUUCAAAUUAUACGACGGGACAACGGACCCCGAAGCUCACAUCAAAACAUUCUCCAAUACCAUGGCAUUCCGAACGGGCAACGAUGCAAUUUGGUGCCGGGCGUUCUCGCUGUCAUUGGAAGGAGAGGCUCUGGAAUGGUUCAACUCCCUCCCUCCGAAUUCCAUUGAGAACUUUGCUAGUCUACAGCGCCUCUUCAACCGACAAUUCGCCGCUAAUAGCACACAAGACUUGACCAUAUUCGAACUGGUCACCCUAAAGCAGGGAAAGGAAGAGACGUUAAGGGCAUUUAUGGACCGGUAUCAAAAGACCGUCCGAAGGGUUAAAAAUCUAAGCCCGGAACUCUCGCUGCAUUACAUUCUGCCCGCCCUUAAACCGGGGCCCUUCAAGGAUAGUGUGUGCCGAAGAGCCCCUAAGACCAUGGAGGAGCUGCGAGAAAGGGCGGCGGACGAGAUAAGGGUUGAAGAGAUGAAGCUCUCUUACAAAAAAGAGAACCGAGACCAUAAAGGCUAG